Molecule: messenger RNA, 1963 nt
Organism: Harmonia axyridis
Lineage: Eukaryota; Metazoa; Arthropoda; Insecta; Coleoptera; Coccinellidae
Gene: Bulli
Product: regulator of MON1-CCZ1 complex
Exons: 1
Coding region: 82-1950 (622 amino acids)
Biological process (GO): regulation of autophagy
Cellular component (GO): late endosome membrane; Mon1-Ccz1 complex; lysosomal membrane
Molecular function (GO): protein binding
Source: RefSeq, a predicted model, not a curated record
CAAUAACAAAGAAAAUGUCAAAUCAAAGAUAACCUACAAAUCCUCUAUAAGAAAGCUAAAGAUUCAAACAUUCAAAUAAACAUGGCAACUUCUGAAUACUAUUUGGAAUUAUCUAACAACCCAUUACGUUUUGAAGCUGGUAACCAAUUAACAAAUGUGUUUUUCGACGACUCCAAUAAACAUGUAUUUGCUGUACGUUCUGGAGGUGUUAUGGGUGUUGUUGUCAAAGAUCUAUGCCAACCUGAUAAACCCUUGAAUUUCAGAAUGGAAGAUAGGGGUCCUGUGUUAUCUAUAAAAUUUUCUUUAGACCUUAAAAUCCUUGCUGUGCAUAGAACCAAUUCUUCAAUAGAAUUCAUGAACUUCGAUGGAAGUUCUCUAGAAGAAGAAUAUAGUCAAAGUUGCAAAAAGAAUAAUAAGAUUCUGGGGUUUUUAUGGACCUUCGAAAAUGAAGUAGCUUUCAUAACUGAUCAUGGUGUUGAAUUAUUCAAAGUUCUACCUGAGAAAAGAGCUUUAAAGCAGUUGAAGACGCUGUCACAUAAUUUACAAUGGUUUGUUUGGUGUCCACUCAAUAAAAUUGCUUUGUUAGCGUCUGCUCAUGGAUCUCAAUUACAACCUAUCAUAUUCAGACCUGGUACAAUCGGAAAGCUGCCAAAAGUAGAGAGUAUUUCUUGCAAAAUGGCCUUGGAGAGAGAUAUUACACUAGCAACACUGUAUGGAAUUCCUGCUAUCUUGAUACUGAGACAUCAGAGUGGACCUCAAACUGCUGAAGUUCAUAUUCAUGAACUUAGUGGUCCAGGACAAACCCCUAUCAAAACCCAUGUUUUAAAGCUUGGACUCUCAGGUCGAUUUGCAAUAAAUAUUGUUGACAAUUUGGUUUUAGUCCACCAUCAAGCAUCUAGAAGCUCUCAAAUUUUUGACAUAGCAUUACCAGGAGAAAGCGAUGGAGUUGUGAAAUAUCAUACUUCUGUAGCUGCAGCAAAAUCUUUCAAACCUGUAAAUUUAACAAUUCCCAGCUUGGAUGGAGCACAAACGCUACCUUGCGACUUAUAUUCUCCCAACUGGGUAGUGUUCCAACCAAACAUCGUCAUAGAUGCUAAGCUUGGGUGUCUGUGGCAUAUUAAUUUAUGCCUUCCUCAAUUGUGCAAUAUUAUUUCAGAUCUUGCAUUUUGUUGUCAGUUACUUCUAAGAAGAACUAAAGGUAAGCCUGUCAUACUAAAAGUAUUACUUGAGAAGAUUCAACAAGAGAAUCCAGUUCAAGAAAAAAUCAGAGAAUCAUUCAAUUAUAUCAACAAAGAGUAUAGAGAUUGGCUAGAAGUAGAAUUGCAAAAUCAAACUGCAUCUCCAGCUUUUGAUCCAAUUCCAAGCAAACCAGAAAUAAAUGGGAAUGUUAUCAUUAUAGAUCAAUUAGAGAUGUAUGAUAACAUUUUCCUUAAGCUAGAUGCAGAUGCUGAAAUGAAUAGGUUGGAAUGGGUGCUAAUAAAUUAUUUAACGUCUCUUUGUGAAUAUGAUAUAAAAGCACUGCCAAACUUGAAUGAAAUGAUUGUAUCCACUUUGGUUCGAAGAAAAAAAUUCGCUACUUUACAACAACUUCUUCAAUAUGGUGUUAUAGCAGACUCUAAAAAUUUAGCUUGUAUUCUAUUGUCGUUAGGAAAUGUGUAUCAAGCAGGAACACAGAUGGCUCUGGACAUGCUUUCACGGUUAGAUGCUAAGGAAGAAAUUCAAGAAAUUCUUCUCAGUCAAGGACAGAUUUUAACUGCUUUGAAAUUGUCAUCUGAUAAAAAAAAUCCCAGGAAAUUCUUACAAGCGGCUCAGGACUCCAAUGAUGAGCAAUUGUUCCAUAGUGUUUUAUACUAUUAUAAGAACCACCCAAUGCAUAGUUCUAAUUUCAAAAAGGAUAGUCGCCUAGAUAGUUUUGUACAUUUUUACAACUCAAUUUUUGAAGAUAAAUAAAAUAGAAAUGGAA